Messenger RNA from Ooceraea biroi (clonal raider ant), 1913 nucleotides. RefSeq lists its product as uncharacterized. NCBI's taxonomy places the organism in Eukaryota, Metazoa, Arthropoda, Insecta, Hymenoptera, Formicidae. The record is from RefSeq and is a predicted model, not a curated record.
GCCAACUAGUUCAUCAUGGAGAGCCGCUCGGGCAGCAUAAAGGACCCCAUGUACUACCCGGAGAACGACGGCGCGUCAAGCAGCGGCGGCGGUGGUGGCAGCGGUGGUGAACCCGCCGACAAGAGUCAACGCAGCUCCCUCGGCAGCCAGGAGAUCAGCCUGGAUGAUACCAACGCGCUCAAGGUGCCGCGGAAAUUUAUCGCCAACUGGCGGCAGGCGUGCGACAGGACGCGCGACCGGACCAAGGACCUCCUCAAGAGAUGGCGGACCACCACUAGCCACGGCGGGGAGCUCGCCGUCGAGCCCGUCAUCGUCCCCGAACUGGAGCAGCCCAAUUGGAGCGUGCACGUUUGGACGACCUGGGUGAGCCGCUUCCCAAGUGACGACAGUCUGUCAGCUAUCGAGCUCAGCAAGACCACAGGCUCGCAGACCUUAGCCCCCAUACAGCGCGACAAGUUCUCGCAUUUCUUCACGUAUCUCUUGGAUCACGAUAGGGAUGGUUGCGUCAACAGGAAGGAUUUCGCUCUGCUCUCGGAGCGUUUGAGAAGAUUCGCGGAUUGGUCGUGGAACGGACCGGAGUACUUGAGGUUGCUGGAGAUCGAGAAUGGAUUCGCCGGAUUGAUCUUUCAAGACAAAAGGAUUGAAUCGGACAAGAAGAUUGAUCUCGACGAUUGGCUAUCGUGGUGGGCGCAGAUAGUCGCACCCCCGGAUGGUGCCAGUUACAACGACAUGCCGUUCUGGAUCAAAGUUAUGCCCAGGGUGUUCUUCCUUGCCAUAAACAGCUCUGGAAGCGGAAUGAUCAGCAAGAAGGAACUCGCGGCCUUUUAUGGGACUGUGGUCGGCCUGGAUACCGACAGGAUAAACAAGUGCCUGGAUAUCGCGUACAACUCCAUGACCUCGAACGGGGAUCAUCCGCUCGGCUGGAUGCAGUACCAGUUGGUGUUCGCCAACUUCCUGUUUGGUCGCGGCCCGUUCGGUCCGGGGGAGCACUUCUUGGGUAUGACGGACUCUUGCAUGAUACGCGGCAAUACCAUACCGUUCCCCAUCGAUUACUCCGCGAUGAACACACCGAGGGACAAAUUAGAGGUGUACAGUCCGCACUGCAAGAGCAACAGGCGAAGCGUCGUAGUCUAACACCAUCCACCAUCGUCUAAAGCCAUCGUGAGAGUUCCUUCUAAUUAGUGAGACGCAGCGUGCACAAUCAUUCCUCGAGUGCCUAAUACCGUGUGUACCGUAUUGGAGAUGGAUCUAUUUUUAUGUUGAAUCGAUUGUUCUGCAAGAGAAAGAAUCGCGACGGGAGAUUUGGAGCGGAGGUAGCGUCCAACCUGCACAUGCAUUCUAAUGUCCACGAAAUCAACUUUGUUUCGUAAUAUAGGAGCGUAAUUAAUGGGUCCACUUCCUUGUACACCAACACCACUGCCAUGUACCUUGUGGGAGCAACCUGAGUGCACACAUCGCACGUAUCGAGCGUACGUAGAUUGAUCUUAGAAUAGAAUACGCGCAGAAUAUACAAAGAAGCUUUAUUUAAAAAUAGAAAAGGAUAAAAGGUAGGAUUAACGUUGACACGAUGCGUUUGUAAAACUGUUAUUUUCAUGUAGAGAUGUCUUAGAGUUAGAGCAGGUGAACUUUUAACGAGAGCAAAAGAACGACGAUCGUGUACUUACAAAAUUUAUUUCAAGCUCUUGGCACUUAGUAUUUAUUACACGUCGAAGUCAUCCACACACGACGCUACGUGUGAGGUACGAUACCUGCGUACGAUACAAUGAAAAAUCGGCUCUGAACACUCGCAUCACGAGACGAGACGAAGUUUCUAUGCAGAAUAAUAUUAUUAUUGCUGCCUACGAAUAAUGAGAAAAUAACGAAGACACUUCUUUUCGACUGUGCUCGUACCUACAUUAAAUAUCUCUAUAAAC